Molecule: messenger RNA, 1956 nt
Organism: Phialemonium atrogriseum
Lineage: Eukaryota; Fungi; Ascomycota; Sordariomycetes; Cephalothecales; Cephalothecaceae
Product: eburicol 14a-demethylase
Exons: 3
Coding region: 151-1734 (527 amino acids)
Molecular function (GO): monooxygenase activity; iron ion binding; heme binding
Source: RefSeq, a predicted model, not a curated record
CCCUGAAUCUUCUUCGCUCCCGCGAUCUAUUAAAGUCCCUUCACGUCUCCUCGUUCCCUCGUUCACUGGAGACACUGUCGGUUCCUGUGCUCUUUACAACAUCGGCUUCUUGUGCCUUGUCAGGCCAAGCCUAAUUCUCUCCUUCUAACCAUGGGUAUCGCUCAAGAUUUCCUGGCACCGCUGUCCCAGCGGUUCCUCCAACUGGGAACUGCAUCGCAGGUCGGCGUCGUGAUCGCCAGUGUUAUCGGCCUCUCAGUCUUCUUUAACGUCCUCAACCAACUCUUUUUCAAGAACCCCAAUGAGCCCCCUAUGGUCUUCCAUUGGUUCCCCAUCAUUGGGAGCACUAUAACCUACGGCAUGGACCCUCCCAGCUUCUUCUGGGCGAACAGGGCGAAGUACGGAGAUGUCUUUACCUUUAUCCUUCUCGGCAAGAAGACUACGGUCUGCCUUGGCACGCAGGGCAACGAGUUCAUUCUGAAUGGAAAGAUCCGCGAUGUUUGUGCCGAGGAGAUCUACACCGCCUUGACCACCCCCGUCUUCGGCAAGGACGUCGUCUACGACUGCCCCAACUCAAAACUCAUGGAACAGAAGAAGUUCAUGAAGGUUGCCCUUACGACCGAAGCCUUCCGAUCCUACGUCCCGAUCAUUGCCGACGAAGUUUCGUCCUACUUCAAGAAGAGUGCUGAUUUCAAGGGCCAAUCGGGCACCGUCAGCAUUCCCCCCAAACUGGCUCAGAUUACCAUCUUCACUGCGUCGCAUGCCCUCCAGGGCAAAGAGAUCCGCGACAAGUUCGACGAAUCGCUGGCUGACCUCUACCAUGACCUUGACAUGGGUUUCUCGCCCAUCAACUUCAUGCUGCACUGGGCCCCGCUUCCAUGGAACAAACGGCGUGACCAUGCGCAGAGAACGGUCGCCAAGAUCUACAUGGACACGAUCAAGUCUCGUCGGGAGAAAGGCGAGUCGGGCUCCAAAGACAUCAUGUACCACCUGAUGAACUCGUCCUACAAGAACGGCACUCCUGUCCCAGAUCAUGAAGUUGCGCACAUGAUGAUCGCUCUCCUGAUGGCUGGCCAGCACUCGUCAUCGUCCACGAGCUCUUGGAUCAUGCUCCGAUUGGCGUCGAGGCCGGAUAUAAUGGAGGAGCUCUACCAGGAGCAGGUCAAGGCCCUCGGUGCUGAUCUGCCGCCUCUGAAGUACGAGGAUCUUGCCAAGCUACCUCUGAACCAGGCCAUCAUCAAGGAGACGCUCAGGAUGCAUGCGCCAAUCCACUCCAUCAUGCGAGCCGUCAAAUCGCCCAUGCCUGUCCCUGGCACGAAAUACGUCAUCCCUACCGACCACGUCCUGCUCUCUGCACCAGGCGUUGCUUCUUCCGACCCGCAGUACUUCCCCAAACCCGAGCUGUGGGAACCGCACCGGUGGGAGAGUGACUCACCCAUUGCGCCGACCAUCGUGCGGAAUGAGCAGGAAGAGGAAGAGAAGAUCGACUACGGCUAUGGCUUGGUCAGCAAGGGUGCGGCGUCUCCUUACCUGCCAUUCGGUGCCGGUCGGCAUAGGUGUAUCGGCGAGCAUUUCGCCAACGUCCAGUUGCAGACCAUCGUCGCCAUGACGGUGCGCCAGUUCAUGUUCAGGAAUGUCGAUGGGAGCGACAAGGUUAUCGGCACCGAUUAUGCCUCCCUUUUCUCGCGGCCCCUUGAGCCCGCAGUCGUGUGUUGGGAAAGGCGUGACAAGGCAUGAUGAGGAACUACCGGUAUAGGAGUUUGUGGUCUCCUUUUUUUCAAAAUUGGGGUUUUUUUUUUUUUUUUUUUCCAUGUUCCUGUUCAUAGAAUUUGAAUCCGGUGCUGAAAAUCCGGCCGUUAAUAGAAUGUUCGAGACAGCGAAGGGGUCUGGCGAGGGUUGAGGACUGUAAUAAUAUUUUAAUAGACGACUUGGAUAAGAGGAAUGAGUUGAUAAUCUGCA